AUGCUACGCUGCCUCAUCCUGAUGCUGAGUCAUUGUGGCGGCGAUGUGACUACGAUUGCUGCGAUGUGGAGCUGUUGCGACGGUCUGUGGCAGUCUCUCAACAAGCUCGUGGUGCUCUCUGACCUGGUGACGGGAUGUGUCGGUAAUCCGCGGCGGGCAACUUUCGACGCUUGUGCUGUGGUUUACGGCUCAUGGCUCACAUUAGAUCCUGGUGGUCAGCUCCUCUUGCUGUUGCCUGUUAGGCAUCACCUUACUGCUGAUGCCGCAGGCUCCGGGUCUGGCUUCGUAGUCUCCAUGGCCACGGUGUGGGAUAGCUCGCACAUGCCACGGGUCUGCUGGGAUUUUCUGUUCUCUUCGGGUGGAACAUCUACCGUCAACAACUUCGUCGGCUGA
Molecule: messenger RNA, 393 nt
Organism: Symbiodinium sp. CCMP2592
Lineage: Eukaryota; Dinophyceae; Suessiales; Symbiodiniaceae
Source: the annotation of a GenBank genome assembly